GGCUGUCUGUCUCACUUCCUGUCCGUCCACACAGUGGACUGGUUGACGUGUGUCCGGAUGUCUCAGGGCGUGACCAGAGGUUUGUCCUUCCUGCACACGGAGCUCUACAGAGCAGACCAGUACAAACCGGCCGUGGCUCACAGAGACGUCACCAGCAGGAACGUCCUGGUCCGAGCCGACCGGUCCUGCGUCCUCGCCGACUUCGGGCUGUCCAUGAGGCUGACGGGUCACCGGCCCUGUCGCCCCGGAGACGAUGACACAGUGGCGAUAUCUGAGGUGGGGACGGUGCGCUACAUGGCGCCGGAGGUUCUGGGCGGAGCUCUGAACCUGCGGGACUGUGAGUCGGCUCUGAAGCAGGUGGACGUCUACGCUCUGGGACUUCUUUACUGGGAGAGCUUCAGAAGGUGCAGCGACCUGUUCCCAGGUGAAACUGCACCAGAGUUCCAGCUGGCGUUUCAGGCCGAGCUCGGGAAUCAUCCGAGCUUCGACCAGAUGCAGAUCCUCGUCGUCCGGGAGAAACACAGGCCGAGGUUCCCUGAGGCCUGGAAGGACAACAGUCUGGUGUUGCGCUCACUCAAGGAGACGAUGGAGGACUGCUGGGAUCAAGAUGCUGAAGCUCGACUCACAGCUCAGUGUGCAGAGGAGAGACUGACUGAGCUCACACUGCUGAGUACACACACUGCAGUACACAACAACAGGAAUCUGUCUCCUCGAGUUGGCUCCGCCUCUUCCCACAUCGAGGACCUGCAGGUGGGCGUGGUCAAAAACAUCCAGGGAGAGCCACACCUUCCAUCCGUUGUCAAGGCAACGACGAGUGGAGCCGAAGGUCCCGAAAGAAACCGAAACUUAAUCAACUACGAACGACAGAAGACUCAAGCUCGCUUGUCCUCUUUGGACGCCCCCCCCAGCCUGAUGCCUGCCACCGUCUCUGAAUCUGAACUCAGGCGUGGCACUGUUUCCAUCUGCCUGCAACUGACAGAAGAAGACCUGGACGCCACCAAGCUGGACCCCAGAAAGGUGGACAAGAACCUGAGGGAAAACUCUGAUGAGAACUUGAUGGAACAUUCACAGAAGCAGUUCACUUCACAUCCACAAAUCACCAACCUGCUGUCACAGGCUCCACCCACUAACCAGGUCAACAACUCCGUGCCGACUCAUCACGGUGAACUGGGGGGUGUCGAUGCUCCUCCCUCCUCCUCCAUCCACCCCCUCCCCAAACAGCAGAACUUGCCCAAGAGACCCACAAGCCUCCACCUUCUCCCCAAAACCAUGGAGACACUGUCGGCCUCUUCUCGGCGGAAGUUGGAGAAGCUGAAGUCGAACCACCGACAGGUGGAGACGGGCGUGGCCAAGAUGAACACGCUGCCAGUCGCCGCGGCAGCAGAGCCCCACUUGGUUACCACAGUAACCAACCAGACCAGCUCUAGAGGCAGCGUGGCGACUGGGAAUCUGAUCCAGUCCAAACCGGUGGCUGCCAACAGCUGCAGCGGGGGGGUCCCCAGCCUGGUGAGGAACAGCAGGGUCACCAGAGGUCGGACCAACCCGGCAGGACCACAGCUGGAGGACGAGGACGGCGUGGAGGACGGCGUGGAGACGAUCAGAGGAGGAGCCAGUCGUCUGAAUCUACUCAACUUCAGUCCUGACGAAGACGAGCCGCUGCUGAGGAGAGAAGAAGAGCUUCCUCACCGAGGAUCCAACUCCAACAACAACAACAACAGGACGGUGGGGGGAGCCGAGGUCGAGAUCCAGGAUCCAGAGGUUAAGGCUGAGAGGACGAAGGGGUCAGAGGUCGUUCAGGUCAGAGACCUCACCAGGCCCAAGCCCGAGCAGAUUAAUGGAACUCCAGUUACAGAAGAUCAAGAUCCAGCCCCCAAAUUCCAAACCUUCUCCAACGUCUUAGGUUUAGAAACCCAAACCAACGCCGAGGAUCCAGAAGCUCCAGAAUCUCAAGAUUUAGAAACCACUGCUCCUGAUGAAGCCUCAGAUCCAGAUCCAGAUCCAGAACCUGCAGCUGAGGUGGAACAGACCAGAACCAGGAGACCUGAGCGUCCCUCUUCUCUGGACCUGUCCUCGUCCUUCCCUUCUUCAGACGAUGUUUCUCUGAGAGAUGACGUGAGCGCUUCAGGAGAGAAGAUAAAACGUCGCGUGAAGACACCUUACACUCUGAAAAGAUGGCGUCCAGCCUCGUGGGUCGUUACCACGGAUACGGCUCUCGACCCCGACUUUGGGUUCGACAGCAGCAGCUCUCACGCUUCUGCUGUUGGAGCGAGAAGGCUCAACGCCCCGAAGCUCAGCCAGUCCCGGUCCAGCAUGGCGGUGUUCUGGGUCGGCUGUGGAGCGACCUCUGACCCCGACGGGAGGAGCAGCUUCUGAAGGUUUCUGUUCUCACCUCUUCGUCUUCCGUCGCUCUGAUGGAGGAACAGACACUUCCACCAAACUUCUCCGAGCACCUGAACCCGUUUUUUUACAGGAAUCCGUUUUGUUUCUCUCCGACCUCCGACCUUCGGCCUUUACCGUACAAAGUAUCGUGAAUGCCAAUUAAGUCACAUUUUUAUUUCUGGUGAAUUGAUUUCCAAACUUUGAGAUGAUUGGCUCAUGUAGUAAUCAAUGUUGUGUUACUUGAAGUUGUGGCCUUUCCCCGACCGUGAAUCUGUCGACGUCAGUGAGGGACUCGAACGCCCGGUGGCAGGCGGGCUUUGAUCUCAUCUGGUUCCAGACGGUGGAUGUUUGAGCAGAAGAAGAAUCCUCCGGCUCUUAGAUGAUCCUUCACCUGCAGCUGUUUCCGAUGCUGGUGAAGUGAACGCCGCUCCGCAGAUACUUGGAGCUGAUUGGCUGCUCAGCCUCACCGAAGAGGAAACGGCCAAAUCAAAUGUCAGAUUAUUUUAUGCACUUUAAAGAAAGCUUGUGUUUCAGAAAACCUUCUGAGGGACAUCUCGUGCAAUUCCGGGAGAAACCUGGAUUUGAACUCCUCCCGUUUCUUCUGGGUCUUCGUGGAAUGUGAUCCCAGAGGUGUUUUGCUUUAAAGCCCAAUUGUAGCUAUGCAGUCAUUUCCUCCUGGUGACGUGGAAUCAGAUCCACUUCUUCUCUCUUUGCCUCGUGAGGUUUGUGAAAAGGAAACCUCGGCCUCCAACGAGCUGGGAAGCUCUGAGCUGGAGAAGAAGAUCUGAACCAUCUGAAGCUGAAGAACCGAGACCACAGAUCAAAACCUUUAAGCCGAAUGAUCGACGUGUUUGUAAAGUAGCUUCAGACGAAGAAAGUUCAUCUGAUGGAAACGAAUUAAAGAAGAUAAUGUUAAUGUUGAUAAAGUUUAUCCACCACAGCACUUUCAAUAUUUUAUUAUUAUUUCAUUGUAUCCACAUUAUUAACUGACACAAGCUUCCUGUCGUCCACGGCCUUAUUAAUCACAAGUGAAGUUUCGGGCAUGAAGUGGAUUCUAUAACGAUUUAUCAUUUCUGUUACGUGAAAGGUUUUAAAUGCCAAAUUUAUUAAUGAACUUUGGUAUGAAAAAAAAGACUGAAUCAUUUUCAUCUUUUAUUUAUUCAAAGAAGAAAUUAACAUUCAACAGAAUCAUUUUUAUAAAAAGUGACUGAUCAGCUGAUUUUAUGAAGUUGUUUUUUAUGUGACGCACCUUUUAACUACGUGAACUUUCCAUUAAGCCUCAUUAACUUUUUACUUCAUUUUCUUUUCUGUUUAUUGUUUCAGGUUCAUAUAAAAUACGGUUAUCAACACGGUGGACGUAGCUAAACGUUCCAUUUAUAUCUCAUUGUUUUAUUGAAUUGAACUUUCAAGGCUUUUUGUUGGUUUUGUAUUUUGUACGGUUUGUAACAGAAAAUGAAGAACAGUGAAUAUUAAGUGAACGUUCAUGUUACAGUGUUUUCUCUGUUUCCAUCAGAAUGAAUUUGAUUUAAACAUCUGUUCUAUUCUCUGUCUUUUCUUUGUUUCUGUGUGUGAUCUGAAGUUUUAUAUAAAUACUGAACACUGGUGGAAAAUCCCUUUAAACUGUCUCUUAUAUUGCCGUCAUAAUAAAAACUUUAAAAACUA
Messenger RNA from Limanda limanda (common dab), 4041 nucleotides. RefSeq names its product bone morphogenetic protein receptor type-2-like. Gene Ontology annotation, biological process: BMP signaling pathway; vasculature development; cellular response to growth factor stimulus. NCBI's taxonomy places the organism in Eukaryota, Metazoa, Chordata, Actinopteri, Pleuronectiformes, Pleuronectidae. Gene Ontology annotation, molecular function: transforming growth factor beta receptor activity; ATP binding. The record is from RefSeq and is a predicted model, not a curated record. Gene Ontology annotation, cellular component: plasma membrane; signaling receptor complex.